AGGGUGGGUAAGACACUUUUUAAUUAAAUUCUUUCAUGAAGAAAGAUUUUUUUUUUUCCUUUGCUGCAGCAUUUAACAUGAACAAAAUCACUAUCAUUUUACCUUUGAAUGUCUGUGAACUUUAAUGCUGCACAGCUCCUGCAUGCUGUAAAGUGAAAUAUUUGCCUCUGUGUUUGUUCUGUUUGCUGUUUUGCUUUGGUUUUCGGGCUUUGUUUCGUUGGUUUGCUCUUUUUUUUUUUCCCCCCUUAAAUAAAAUAUGAUGUAGAAUUUGAAAAGAUUCAAUGGACAUUCUCAAGCAUAUUUGGAAAUAUUCUUGCUAAUGGAUUUCCUUCUUAUUGGUCUCUGUUUAAACUGGCUGCUGAGGAAGCCCCCGGGGUUGAUAUUGUGUACGCUGGGUAUCUUUUCUAAAAUGCUUCCAGCUGUGAAUAGUGGGUGUCCACAGCUCUGUCGGUGUGAGGGCAGGCUUUUGUACUGUGAAUCACUGAAUCUUACAGAGAUGCCUCGCAACCUGUCGGGCAUGAUGGGCUUGUCUCUGCGGUACAACAGCCUUUCAGAGCUGCAUGAUGGACAGUUCACAGGGUUAAUGCAGCUCACGUGGCUCUAUCUGGAUCACAAUCACAUUUGCUCAGUGGAGGGGAAUGCCUUUCAAAAAUUGCGGCGAGUUAAAGAGCUCACCCUGAGUUCCAACAAAAUAACCCAACUGCCCAACACCACUUUCCGCCCCAUGCCAAACUUGCGCAGUGUGGAUUUAUCUUACAACAACCUACAGUCUUUGGAGCCCGACCUGUUCCACGGGCUGAGGAAACUGACAACUUUGCACAUGCGGUCGAACGCCAUCAAGUUCGUGCCGGUGAGAAUUUUUCAGGACUGUCGCAGCCUGAAGUUUCUGGACAUAGGAUACAAUCAGUUAAAGAGCCUGGCUCGAAACUCUUUUGCGGGCUUGUUCAAACUCACUGAGCUGCACCUCGAGCACAAUGACUUGGUGAAAGUGAAUUUAGCCCAUUUUCCCAGGCUCAUCUCCCUGCACUCUCUCUGCUUGAGAAGGAAUAAAGUUACCAUCGUAGUAAACACCUUGGACUGGAUAUGGCAACUGGAAAAGAUGGAUCUCUCUGGCAACGAAAUCGAAUACAUUGAACCUCACGUUUUCGAAAGUGUACCUCAUCUCAAAUCCCUGCAGCUGGACUCCAACCGGCUGACCUACAUCGACUCCCGGGUCCUGGACUCCUGGAAGUCCCUCACUAGCAUCAGCCUCUCCGCCAACGCCUGGGAUUGCAGCCGGAACGUCUGCGCCCUGGCCUCCUGGCUGAGCAACUUCCAGGGUCGCUACGACAGCAACCUGCUCUGUGCCACCCCCGAGUACGCGCAGGGCGAGGAUGUUUUGGACGCCGUGUACGCCUUCCACCUGUGCGAAGACGCAGACCCCACGAGCGUCAACACCUUCUCCCCGGUGACCAACAACAGCGACCAGACGCUCGGCUACGGCUCCGCCACCGCCACCUACGACGUGCCGGACAGCGGCGAGGACCGGACCACGUACGCCGUCACCAUCACCAUGCCCGGCGAGAACUCCGAGAACGCCGUGCAGAUUCACAAGGUGGUGACGGGCACCAUGGCACUGAUUUUUUCCUUCCUCAUCGUGGUUUUGGUGUUGUACGUCUCCUGGAAGUGCUUUCCAGCCGGCUUAAGGCAACUAAGACAGUGCUUUGUCACACAGCGCAGGAAGCAGAAGCAGAAACAGACCAUGCACCAAAUGGCUGCCAUGUCAGCCCAGGAGUAUUAUGUUGAUUACAAACCCAACCACAUUGAGGGAGCCCUGGUGAUCAUUAAUGAGUAUGGAUCUUGUUCCUGUCACCAGCAGCCAGCGAGGGAAUGUGAGGUGUGAUUUUCCUUGUGGGAUUUAAACAGUGUGCAACCAAAUAACAGCGUGCAGGCAGACAGUGGCACGGGGUGGGGGGGGUUGCUGGGCUUUGCUGGUGGUUUCUGAUGUGCACCUCUGCCCAAAUUGUUAAGAGGGGCUGUCCCAGAGACUUGAUAUUUUAGCUUUAUCGUGUCUUAAAAACCUUCAGGACAGCCAAUCUUAAGGUUUCAUAUGCUAAUACUCCCUUUGAAGAUCUGUCAAUAUUCAGGAAUCUGAGAGUGUAAAAAGGUACCAAUUAUUGAUCUUUUGUAAACUAAAAAAAAAAAAAACUGUUUAAAAUAAAAAAAAAUAGCAUUUACAGUUUUUACA
Pipra filicauda (Wire-tailed manakin) is the source of this 2227-nucleotide messenger RNA. RefSeq names its product leucine rich repeat transmembrane neuronal 1 (gene LRRTM1). Gene Ontology annotation, molecular function: protein binding. Lineage: Eukaryota; Metazoa; Chordata; Aves; Passeriformes; Pipridae. The transcript has a single exon. Bases 320 to 1882 code for a protein of 520 amino acids. The record is from RefSeq and is a predicted model, not a curated record.